Molecule: messenger RNA, 6503 nt
Organism: Hemicordylus capensis (graceful crag lizard)
Lineage: Eukaryota; Metazoa; Chordata; Lepidosauria; Squamata; Cordylidae
Gene: COL14A1
Product: collagen type XIV alpha 1 chain
Exons: 48
Coding region: 200-5905 (1901 amino acids)
Cellular component (GO): interstitial matrix
Molecular function (GO): protein binding
Source: RefSeq, a predicted model, not a curated record
UGAAGGAAAGCAACUAGAGGAGCGGUGGAAAGAAACUUUUAAAAAGAUUUGAGUUUUUGGUGGGUUGUGUGUGGGUUUUGUUUUUUUUUUAAUGCUUUUUCUGUGUGCUUCUGCAAGGGCUGUUUUCUCCCAGGCAAUAUCCAUUCACUUCCCAAGGAACUAAAAACUACUUAUGACUACAAAGGUUUGCUGAUACUGCAUGUAUCCAAUGGCAGGGAUGAUGGUCCAUCAUCAGCUCAGGACAUGGAGCUGGUUCUUCUUUGUCUUCAUAGCAGUCACUGCUCAGUUAAUGAACGGUGUCCAGGGUCAAGUGGCCCCACCGUCAAGAUUAAGAUAUACUGUUGUUGGUCAUGACAGUAUUCAGAUUUCAUGGAAAGCCCCAAAAGGGCAGUUUGAUGGAUAUAAACUCCUCGUCACUCCAAAUUCAGGUGGAAAAACGGAUGAGCUCACUCUUCAAAACAGUGCAAACAAAGCAAUUAUUCAAGGUCUUAUCCCUGAUCAGAGCUAUACGGUUCAGCUAGUAGCCUUUGCCAAGGAUCAAGAAAGCAAGGCCGCUCAAGGCCAGUUCCGAAUUAAAGAUAUCGAGAAAAAGAAGGAAACCUCAGGUAAAUCCAAGGUCAAGGAUGUAGGUAUAUGGAAACCUGCCAGCCCAACAAAGGAUACUGAAAGUGCACCCGCUCCUGAAGCAGAAGAGAGCCAAUUCAAAUGUAAAUCGCCAGCCAUUGCAGACAUAGUGAUCCUCGUGGAUGGCUCCUGGAGCAUUGGCAGAUUCAACUUCCGGCUUGUGCGUCAUUUCCUGGAGAAUCUGGUUGCUGCCUUCAAUGUGGGUUCUGAAAAAACAAGAAUAGGACUUGCGCAGUACAGUGGAGACCCACGGAUUGAAUGGCAUUUGAAUACCUAUAGCACCAAGGAUGCUGUUUUGGAUGCAGUACGUAACCUGCCCUAUAAGGGUGGGAACACCUUAACAGGUCUUGCCUUAACUUUUAUUUUGGAAAACAACUUUAAGCCUGAGGCAGGAGCAAGACCUGGGAUCCCCAAAAUUGGUAUAUUGAUCACAGAUGGGAAAUCCCAAGAUGAUGUCAUUCCACCCGCAAAAAACCUGCGAGAUGCUGGCAUUGAGUUGUUUGCUAUUGGUGUAAAGAAUGCUGAUGAAAAUGAACUGAAAGAGAUUGCCUCUGAACCAGACAGCACUCAUGUCUACAAUGUUGCCGACUUCAGUUUUAUGAACUCCAUUGUGGAAGGACUUACAAAAACGGUGUGCUCAAGAGUAGAAGAACAAGAAAAGGAAAUAAAAGGAACACUGGUAGCCACGGUUGGGGCGCCUACAGAUUUGGUCACAUCAGACGUGACAGCCAGAGGAUUCCGUGUGAGCUGGACGCAUGCACCAGGCAAAGUGGAAAAAUACAGAGUUGUCUACUAUCCUACUAGAGGAGGGCAACCUGAGGAGGUGGUGGUGAAUGGCAGUGUUUCAACAGCAGUAUUGAAAAACCUGAUGUCUAUAACUGAAUACCAGAUCGCUGUAUUUGCCAUAUAUGUGAGUUCUGCCAGUGAGGGCCUUCGGGGUACCGAAACUACGCUUGCUUUGCCGAUGGCAUCCGAUAUGGAGUUGUACGAUGUGUCGCACAGCAGCAUGAGAGCAAAGUGGAGUGGCGUAGCGGGUGCAACUGGCUACAUGAUUCUGUAUGCUCCUCUUACUGAUGGGCUGGCAGCUGAUGAAAAAGAGAUGAAAAUUGGAGAAAGCUCAACAGAUAUUGAACUGGAAGGUCUGCUGCCCAAUACAGAAUACACCAUCACAGUUUAUGCAAUGUUUGGAGAAGAAGCCAGUGAUCCCCUUACAGGGCAAGAAACAACAUUACCUUUAAGCCCACCACGGAACUUGAAGUUUUCAAAUAUCGGACACAGCUCGGCUAAGAUAACAUGGGAUCCUGCUUCUAAAAAAGUGAAUGGCUAUCGCAUUAUGUAUGUUAAGACAGAUGGAACAGAAACCAACGAGGAGGAGGUUGGUCAUGUGUCAACACAUACUCUGAAGAGCUUGACGUCUCUCACAGAAUACACGGUUGCCAUUUUCUCCCUCUACGACGAGGGGCAAUCUGAGCCCCUCACUGGCAGCUUCACCACAAAGAAAGUUCCAUCCCCUCAGUAUUUGGAAAUAUACGAAGUCUCUACAGAUAGUUUUAGAGUCAGCUGGAAGCCACCCUCUUCUGAUGUAGCCCUGUAUCGACUAGCGUGGAUUCCACUUGGUGGGGAAGAAGGUGAAGAGAUUGUCUUAAGUGGAGAAGUGGACACACAUGAGAUUGAAGGCUUGCUACCCGGCACAGAGUAUGAGGUGUCCUUGGUGGCCCUCUUUGACGAUGAAAGUGAAAGUGAUGUUGUUGCUGUCCUUGGAACCACAUUUGAUACAACUACUACUGAAAUGACCACCAUAACUACUACUAGUACGACAACUUCCAAACCUACAACAGCAGCCUUUCGAACAGGAAUAAGAAAUCUGGUUAUAGAUGAUGAAACUACAUCGAGCUUGAGGGUGAAAUGGGACAUUUCGGACUACAGUGUUCGUCAGUUUAGGGUGACGUACCUCACUGCCAGUGGUGAUCGGGGUGAGGAAGCGGUAAGAAUGGUAAUGGUGCCUUCAAGGCAAAAUAAUUUGCUCCUUCAGCCUUUGCUCUCAGACACUGAAUAUAAAGUGAUGGUCACUCCGAUCUACUCUGAUGGGGAAGGCAUCAGUUUGUCAGUUCCGGGCAAAACCUUGCCAUUGUCCGCGCCGCGCAAUCUGAGGGUGUCUGAUGAAUGGUACAACAGAUUGCGUAUUAGCUGGGAUGCCCCUCCAUCGCCCACAAUGGGAUACAGGAUUGUAUAUAAGCCCUUGAACAUCCCUGGACCAGCACUCGAGACCUUUGUGGGAGAUGAUAUCAGCACUAUCCUUAUUUUGAAUUUGUUCAGUGGAACUGAAUAUAGUGUUAAAGUGUUUGCUUCAUACUCAACAGGAUUCAGUGACGCCUUAACGGGUGUGGCCAAAACAUUGUACUUGGGUGUGACAAAUCUAGGAGCUUAUCAAGUCCGCAUGACGAGUUUAUGUGCUCAAUGGCAGCUUCACAGGCAUGCAACAGCAUACAGGAUAGCAAUAGAAUCUCUUGUUGAUGGAACACAAGCAGAAGUACUGCUUGGUGGAGGGACUCCAAGACACUGUUUCUUUGAGCUUGCACCGGGAACGGCAUAUAAAAUCAGUGUUUAUACACAGCUCCAUGAAAUAGAAGGGUCCGGUGUUAGCAUAAUGGAGACGACAUUACCAUUCCCAACUCAGCCACCACCAGCUCCUCUAACCACCACCCCUCAACCGACAAUUCCUCCUGCAAAGGAAGUUUGCAAAGCUGCGAAGGCUGACCUCGUGUUUUUGGUGGACGGGUCCUGGAGUAUUGGAGAUGAAAAUUUCAACAAAAUAAUUGGCUUUCUGUAUAGCACCAUUGGCGCUCUUGAUAGGAUUGGGCCUGAUGGAACUCAGGUGGCAAUUGCUCAGUUCAGUGAUGAUCCCCGGACAGAGUUUAAACUGAAUGCCUAUAGAACAAAGGAGACCCUUCUGGAAGCCAUCCAGCAAAUCGCAUACAAAGGAGGAAAUACAAAAACAGGCAAGGCAAUAAAACAUGCUCAGCAAGCCCUAUUUACCAUUGAUUCGGGGACCAGAAAGGGAAUCCCAAAGGUUUUAGUGGUGAUCACAGACGGGCGAUCACAGGAUGAUGUGAACAAAGUCUCCAGAGAAAUGCAGCUAGAUGGAUUUAGUAUAUUUGCCAUUGGCGUAGCAGAUGCCGAUUAUUCAGAACUGCUUAACAUUGGCAGCAAGCCUAGUGAAAGACACGUCUUCUUCGUGGAUGACUUUGAUGCCUUUAAGAAAAUUGAAGAUGAACUGAUCACUUUUGUCUGUGAAACAGCAUCAGCAACUUGCCCAUUGGUUUACAAAGAUGGCAGCAGCCUAGCAGGAUUUAAAAUGAUGGAUAUGUUUGGUUUGGUUGAAAAGGAGUUUGCAACUGUGGAAGGGGUUUCUAUGGAGCCUGGGACGUUCAAUGCCUACUCCUGUUACAGACUGCAUAAGGAUGCCUUAGUUUCUCAGCCAACCAAAUAUUUGCACCCAGAGGGCCUUCCUUCAGAUUACACCAUUACCUUUCUCUUCCGUAUACUCCCUGAAACACCUCAGGAACCAUUUGCUCUGUGGGAGAUUUUAAAUGAAGAGUAUGAGCCACUGGUUGGAGUUAUUUUGGACAAUGGUGGCAAAACCUUGACUUUCUUUAAUUAUGACUACAAGGAUGAAUUCCAGACAGUGACUUUUGAAGGACCGGACAUAAAGAAAAUAUUUUAUGGAAGUUUCCAUAAGUUGCAUGUUGUUAUCAGCAAAACAACAGCUAAAGUGGUGGUUGACUGCAAACAAGCUGGUGAGAAAGCGAUCAAUGCUGCAGGCAAUAUUACUUCUGAUGGGAUAGAAGUACUUGGGAGAAUGGUUCGAUCGAGAGGACCAAGGGACAACUCUGCACCAUUCCAGUUGCAGAUGUUUGAUAUCGUUUGUACCACUUCAUGGGCCAAUAGAGACAAAUGCUGCGAACUUCCAGCAUUGAGAGAUGAAGAAAGCUGUCCUUCCCUUCCCCAUGCUUGCUCUUGUUCUGAAGUCAGCAAGGGACCCAAUGGACCCCCUGGACCACCGGGUGGUCCAGGCCUCAGAGGUCCAAAGGGUAACCGUGGUGACCAUGGUCCGAAGGGCCCAGAUGGACCUCGUGGUGAAAUUGGAGCUCCUGGUCCUCAAGGGCCUCCUGGGCCACAGGGGCCAAGUGGACUUUCUAUUCAAGGACUUCCGGGACCAAAUGGUGAAAAAGGAGAAAAGGGUGAAAUUGGUCGUCCUGGCCUGCAGGGUGUUCCAGGAGCAUCUGGAUCUCCAGGGCGAGAUGGAAACCAAGGUCAAAGGGGUCUGCAAGGCAAAGAUGGACCCACUGGACCUCAAGGGCCUCCAGGACCCGUGGGAAUACCUGGCGCUCCAGGUGUGCCAGGAGUGAUGGGUAAUGUUGGGCCCCAAGGUGAUGCUGGAUCACCUGGUCUUCCUGGAGCAAAAGGCGAGAGGGGUGAACGAGGAGACCUUCAGUCCCAUGCAAUGGUGCGGGCAGUAGCCCGUCAGGUGUGUGAACAGCUCAUCCAGGGUCACCUGGCUAGGUAUAACUCCAUCUUAAAUCAGAUUCCAAGCCAGUCUGUCUCAACGCGGACUGUCCCCGGACCACCUGGGGAACCAGGUCGGCAAGGACUCCCUGGAUCGCAGGGAGAACAAGGAUCUCCAGGAAGGCCUGGAUUUCCAGGUAACCCUGGCCAGCCCGGAAGACCUGGUGAAAGAGGUUUAUCAGGAGAGAAGGGAGAGCGAGGUAACCCAGGUGUUGGAACACAAGGCCCCCGAGGCCCUCCAGGGCCUGCAGGACCUCCGGGCGAAAGUCGAACUGGCAGCCCUGGCCCCCUGGGUCCACCAGGCCCGAGAGGACAAACGGGGCAUACAGGUGUUCCUGGGCCGCAGGGUGUGGCAGGACAACCAGGGUACUGUGACCCUGCUUCCUGUGCUGGUUAUGGGACAGGGGGUGGAUACGGGGAUCCAACCGAUCAAGACAUCCCCGUCGUGCCAUUACCACAUAACUCUUACCAACUCUAUGACCCUGAAGACCUUUAUGAUGAAGAGCAACAGCCCUAUCUAGCUCAUGGGCCCUACCCUCAUCCCCAGUCCUCCUAUCCAGGGCCUCGUCUUGCUCAACCAGAGUUUACACCUGUUCGUGAAGAAAUGGAGGCAGUUGAAUUGAGAUCGCCUGGAAUAAGCCGCUUCACAAGUAGAAUCUCCAAAAGAAGUGUCAACUCUCCAAAGCGCAAGAGGCUUACUAAGAAAACCUCUUAAGGAACUAUUGCUUUUCAGUGUGUUAUAUACAUAAUUUUUUUAGGCCUCUGUCCACUUGCCUAAAUAUUGUCAUGGAAAUGUUUACAGGCUCAUAUGUCAAAGGGAAAAAACAUAUUGUACAUGACCACUUUGACAGAAGGGGGGGGGGAUGGAGGGAUGCCAAUUACAUUGCAUGCCAGAAGCUAUUAGCAUUAUAGGGGGUUAUUGCUAAAUGAAAACUCCCAGGGACAUUUUGGUAGAUCUUUAUAGUUAUUUUACAAGCACGGUUUGAUGCACAUUUCAAAACACUAUAUUACCAACAGGUAUAUUGAAUAAGUCAAAAAGAGUUAAGUUCAGUCAUAUCAUGCCUACUGAACAUCUGUCCAAAUUCUGAUCAUGUGCUUUCCUAGCAAGGUAACCCUGCUAAAGCCAACUGUGUUGGUUGAUUUUUGUUUUUGUUUUUAAUUCACUUUUGGAAAAGAAGACUUACAUGAAAUGGGAUUUUCUUCUCACAGUAUUCCUAUUAAAUAUCUAUUAGAAACACGCUGAUAAUUUAUUGUGGGUCUAUUACUACUCUUGUUUUGUAUACAAAUAAACAUGGCAAACUUUUAUAAAUUAA